AUGAAUCAAAAAGCGAGGAGAUGCAGUCCAAGACUAGAAGAUGUUCCGGAAUUGAUGCACCGUAUACAAUCUCGGUUGUCGUUAAGAGAAGCGGCCUGCACCAGUGUCCUGUCCAAGUCGUGGCUACACGCUUGGUCCACCAUCCCUAACCUCAGGUUUCAUAUACAAGUAGAAAGAAAGCGCAAGAUGCAGUUGGUGGACGUGGAGCGCACUCUGAUAAGGUAUUUCGAUGACAACAUACCAUUCCAAAGGUUUGAGCUUGACAUCGAUAUCGAGAACCAGGAGGCGGCUUCUCUUACAGAAAAAUGGAUCCGAAGUGUGGCAACCAAAACUUGUCUUAAAGAGCUUUCCCUCACAAUCUGUCCUUCCGGUGCCUCCCUGCAUUUGCCAGCUGAGAUACUCUCAGGUAAAAACCUAACUAAGAUCACAGUAUCAGCUGCGCGGUGUCCCAAUUCCGCUGUUUGGAUGACGACUACCCGUCAUCCCAAAUGUGUGUCCCUACGAGAACUGCACUUGUCUUGCGUGCGCAUAAGUGAAGAGCUACUCCAUGCCAUAUUUUCUUCUUGUAGCUUGCUCAAGAAGAUAGAGCUUAUACUAUGUUCAAAGGGCCUCAAGACCAUCAAGGUUGAAAACCUUCCUUGUCUUUCCCAUUUACAAAUAGUUACUUCGGAUAGAGGCUCUACUGCUUUUGAAAUCAAUCAUGUCCAAAAUCUCAGAUUUUUCGGCUGCAAUGUGCGUAUCAUGAAUCGACUGGAUAAACGUAGAGGACCAUUGAUCAACAGUCAUUCAAUAUCACUAGGAAGCAGCGUCACGGACUUAACUUUAGGUGGCGUUAUGAUCAGAGAUAAUGCAUCUCUAGACAUGAUCAUCAAAUUGGGAUUACCUUUUCUCAAAAGUUUGACCCUUGAUAUGGCAUGUUGGGCGUUGGGGAGUUUUCAUUUCACAUCUACAUCCAUCAAGAGAUUUUCGAUGCUCGGGUGCCCAUCCACGCUUGUCGACGUGGUACAUGUUACUGCUCCAAAAUUACUUUUUUUCUCUUUCACUGGCCAAAUAAUCCCUAGUCUCUUGUUUCCAUACUCUAAUCUCGAGCAAAUUGAGUUUCGGAUGGGACUCUACAUUGACGAUCUGGAUGCUUAUUUUUUCCUUAAGAUGAGGGAAGUGUUCAUGUUAUCACGCAAGUGCAAAGUUAUUAUAACAACCUUCAACCAUAACCUGCCAUUGCCAUUGGAGAUCAACAUCGAUGAUCUAAGAACAAGACUCCUCUUUCCUCCUGCUAUCAACGUGCAACAACUGUUGUUCAAAACCAUUGGGGAUGAAUGCAUGUGGGAGCGCUCCCCGUUUUUUGAUGCAUUUUUUGAGAUUUGCCAUCCUGACCACAUAUCUGUAUGGCCAGACUCCAUGUUAAAACAUAAUAAUCACUUUUGCAAGUUCAUGUUGAGAGAGGUCAUGGAGAGAAACAAGAAUAAGACAGCCGCCACAACAUCAUAUUGGCCUAGUUACCUGAAAAAUGUUCAAAUAAAACAACCUCAUAAUCAAAAAUGGGAAACCCUAACCGAUUCCCACACAAGCUUUCUAGAAGGACCGACUCCUGAACAUCUCCCCGUCGAAUUCAUGCUAACAUGGUGUUAA
This is a messenger RNA of Lactuca virosa, 1629 nucleotides long. Lineage: Eukaryota; Viridiplantae; Streptophyta; Magnoliopsida; Asterales; Asteraceae. The record is from the annotation of a GenBank genome assembly.